Molecule: messenger RNA, 2569 nt
Organism: Gastrolobium bilobum
Lineage: Eukaryota; Viridiplantae; Streptophyta; Magnoliopsida; Fabales; Fabaceae
Product: PHD finger protein EHD3
Exons: 6
Coding region: 248-2260 (670 amino acids)
Source: RefSeq, a predicted model, not a curated record
CACAAGAUAGAAGCUGCUGCUUCUGCUACCGCUGCAGGUAGCCAAUAAGUUCACCAAACUCACCGCAACUUCGUUUCGUUUCGUUUCUCUUUGGAUUUCAAUUUCUUACCAUUCCUCCAAUCUCCGUAACUCGUUUUUUUGCUUUGUCAAAGUUGUGAACUGUGAAUCUUCGAAAAAAUUUGGAUCUGUUUUGGUGUGAAACCCUAAUUUUCUGCUGCGAGGGUUUGAGAAGUGAGGUUCUGUUUUGAUGGAAGCUGAGGAUGGAACUAGUAAUGCUGAUAAGGCUGAACGAGCCGAACCGGAUUUGUGUUUGAAGAAUGAAGCUGUAAAUAAUGGGGUGACUAUUGAAGGUGGGAAUGGUGUUGCUGAAGGUGAAGAAGUUCGGGGCUUGAAUGAUGAAGCUGUAAAUAAUGGAGUGGCAAUUGCUGAUGGGAAUGGUGUUUCUCAAGGUGGAGAAGUUCGGUGCUUGAAGAAUGGAACUAUAGUCAAUGGAGUGUCUAUUGCAGAUGGGUUUGGUGUUGCUCAAGGUGGAGAGGUUCGGUGCUUGAAGAAUGGAACCAUAGUUAAUGGAGUGUCAAUUGCAGAUGGGUUUGGUGUUCCUGAAGGGGACUGUGGUGGAAUUGAAUGUCUUAGAACUUAUAAGAGGCGUAAGCAUGUAAAGUCGAGUUCAGAAAGUAAAGUUCAGGAACACAGCAGAGAAUAUGUGGAAGCUGCAAGUCACCUAUCAGACCAGGCUGUGAAGAAACCAUGUGAUUUAGCUGUAGGUAAUACUUCAAAAGAUUAUUCACAUGGACAUUGGGGAAAUGUUGUGCUAAAGCAUUUAUAUCAUUCAUCAAGCAAUGACAAUGGUGGCAUAGAGAGGUGCAUUAGUGAAGCACCCAUGAAUCGUCCUAAAACUAGUUGUGACAAUAUAGUUAUGGAAACUUCUAAAAUUGACAAAGAUGGUCAAGAAUGCUCUUCAAAAUUUGAGUGGUUGUCUCAUAGAUUACGGAGUGAAGCUAAUGGGCAUGCAAAUGUCAUGCAUAAUGGAUUUUCUAGUGACUCACAUUGUCACGGUGUGACUGAGAGGUGUCAGCAUGUGUUCUGUAAUAUCUUAGCCUCUGAAAAGUUCAGUUCAUUAUGUAAAGUGCUACUUGAAAAUUUCCCAGGAAUGAAACCUGAAAGUCUAUUUGACUUUAGUGUCAUAAACUCAAGGAUGAAAGAACACGCUUAUGAACAAUCACCUACACUUUUCUUGUCAGAUUUUCAGCAGGUUUGGAGAAAGCUUCAAGAUACUGGAAAUGAGAUUGUUGCUAUUGCUAAGAGCCUCUCCAACAUGUCAAAAGCUUCCUACUGUGAGCAGUUCUGUAACAUGGAAUCCGAGUCUCACAUGAAACCAGAGCGAACAGAAGAAUGUGGUACAUAUAAAAUUUGCACUUGCAGGCAUUGUGGAGACAAAGCAGAUGGGAAAGACUGUUUGGUUUGUGAUUCAUGCGAGGAGAUGUACCAUGUGUCCUGUAUUGAGCCUGCUGUGAAAGAAAUACCCCACAAAAGCUGGUUCUGUGUCAAUUGUACUGCUAGGGGAAUUGGAUCUCCUCAUGAGAAUUGUGUGGUGUGUGAAAGGUUGAAUAUACCAAAGACCCUGAACAACAUUGUUGGUGAGGAAAGCAUCCCUACAAAUGAGGAAACACUAAAUGAAGUGGAAGAGAAUCCUAAUUGUACUUAUGAUGGGAUUCAAGUUUCCAUAGGUGAGAAAAACUUCCCUGACUGCAAAAUUUGUGGAAUGGAGGUAGAUGGUGAAAAAAUAAAAAUAUGUGGUCACUCUUUUUGCCCCAGCAAAUACUACCAUGUAAGGUGUUUGUCAAGUAAGCAGAUUAAGUCAUAUGGUCGCUGUUGGUAUUGCCCUUCUUGUUUAUGCCGAGUUUGCCUCACUGAUCGAGAUGAUGAUAAGAUUGUUCUCUGUGAUGGCUGUGAUCAUGCAUACCAUAUCUAUUGCAUGAUACCUCCAAGAACUUCUGUUCCAAAAGGUCAAUGGUUUUGUAGUAAAUGUGAUGCAGGGAUCCAAGUAAUACGCCGGGCAAAAAAGGCAUAUGAGAGCAACAAGUUGAGAGCUGAUGAAAAUGUUUCAAAGCCAAAUGAUAAUACUGAUAAGAACUGGGAGAAUAAACGUGGACAGGAAUUGGACAAAGUUGGAGGAAUGGACAUGCUUUUAACUGCAGCCAAUACUCUGAAUUUUGAAGAGAACUUAGCUGCAGUCCAGAUUGACUCACAGAGAACUUGAGUUUUCUUGAGGGCAUACGUGUUAACUUCUAAUACCAAAUAUUUCAUAUUUCCUGCAUUUGGUUUGGAUGACUGAUUUUGUUAGGUUGUAAAACUAUGGUAGAUUUUGCUGACUCUUGGAUACAUAACAUUGGAAAGAUAGGAAUAUAGAGCCAAAGAGGAAAAAAAAUCAACAGAAACUGUGGUAAGUGCAGUCUGCAAGAUUAAGCAGGUCAGAUACUAUUGUAAUAGAUGUGGUUGAUAUGAAAUUUAAUUGGCUACUUUGCAUGUUCCAUGUAGAGUAUAUUAUCUUGUAUUGUCAUAUUUUAAA